Messenger RNA from Trichoplax adhaerens, 339 nucleotides. RefSeq lists its product as hypothetical. The transcript is spliced from 3 exons. Gene Ontology annotation, molecular function: RNA binding; translation initiation factor activity; ribosomal small subunit binding. The record is from RefSeq and is a predicted model, not a curated record. Gene Ontology annotation, biological process: translational initiation. Lineage: Eukaryota; Metazoa; Placozoa; Uniplacotomia; Trichoplacea; Trichoplacidae. Gene Ontology annotation, cellular component: eukaryotic 43S preinitiation complex. The coding region runs from base 1 to 339 and encodes 112 amino acids.
AUGACAGAAUCCAUUCAAAAUUUAAAAACUUUUGAUCCGUUUGCGGAUGCUCUCAAAGGAGAGGACGAAGGCCACCAGGAAGGAGUCAUUCAUAUAAGAAUUCAGCAACGUAACGGUCGGAAAACUUUGACCACGGUGCAAGGAAUUUCGAAUAAUUUCGAUUUGAAAAGGAUUGCGCGUGUAUGCAAGAAGGAAUUUGCUUGCAAUGGCACUGUUGUUGAGCAUCCGGAGUAUGGCUUAGUGUUGCAGUUUCAGGGAGACCAGAGAAACAAGAUUCGAAGCUUCUUGAAAAAACACCAGAUUGCAUCCGAGGAUCAGGUUAAAGUUCAUGGUUUCUAA